Molecule: messenger RNA, 711 nt
Organism: Microbotryum saponariae
Lineage: Eukaryota; Fungi; Basidiomycota; Microbotryomycetes; Microbotryales; Microbotryaceae
Source: the annotation of a GenBank genome assembly
AUGUCCUUCUCCACCACGGUCAAUAGUGCGCUGCGAGUCGAGACUGUGUACGUCUCCGAUGGUCACCUCUACGCCGCCCUCCGCAUGCCGUCUCGACAAAUCGUACAUGUCCCCGCCUUAACCGUAACAGACGACGUCCUGAUCGCCGACGUCUUCUCGCGCGACCACUCGUGGGAAGCGCUUCACGACACUCAUCGCGCUCAUCUCCUCCCACCGCAAUGGCUGAAGUACUACAACCUCUUCGUCGCUCUCGUCCAAGGUCCCGUCAAUCUCAACGCCCACCAGGUCAUCGAGUUCCAACACAAUUACCUCAGCUUGAUCCAACGAACCGGACGGCUUCCCCAACUGCCCUCCAGGCACAUGACCGAGACGUAUCGAUUGCCUCAAUACGAUGCUUCCCUAGCAAGCAUGCGUAACGAUAUCGACCUCAAACUUUGUCCGCCAACCCGACAACCCAGCCUGGACCCUCGUUUGGUCAUGAGGACUUAUACCGACUGCGAUAAUCUCAAGGCCUACCUCGUAUCUCCAGCGUUCAUGCGCCAAGACACCCCCGACUCGAGUUACACGGACAACUCAACUACCGACGAAAUCAAAUCCGAGAUCCCUCGCAAUCCUCCGUGUCUAAACUAUAGUCCUCACUAUAGUCUAGAACCUUUCCUGUCCGCGAGGACCGUCAUAGUUGAUCAUCGCAGUCGGUAUAAGUUCUCAUGA